UUGAAGAUUUUCCAAGCAAACCCAAUAUCUUAGUUAUUUGCAGACCACACUUCAGUUUACUUUAUGCUAUCAUUGCUCUGUCAAACGUUGGGUUCUAAGAAUUCUCCCUUCCUUUCUAACAAUUACAGUUAAGGUUGUGAUUUUGAUAUAUUUUGUGUUAUGAUACUGUGCUGUCUUUGGAUUUCCAUAACCAGUGGCUGGAACCACGGAUGUUAGUGCAGCUACCUUUCUAUUUUUAUGAUUAUUUGGUAACGAAAGACUUAACUUGCAAAGUUCAUUCUUUGAACGUGACCAAGUGGUGGAGAAUAUAAUAAAAUAUUUUAAUUUACAUAUUAUUAUCUCAUAGACUUAGUAGACAUAAUGCAUAUAAUUUAAUCUGAUAUAAAUGAUAAUACUAGACUACUGCGUGUAUAAAUAGUAUGUAUUAUUGAACAUGCAUUCCUAAUAUGAUUAUGAGAUUCAGUAAUAUAGCAAGAGAAUGCUCUUCUCUUUGUAAUCUGUAUUUUUUAAUUUUCUUUUGUUGCGUCUUUUCUUAUGUGUUAUUCCAGACAGCUAUAGUCGACUCCUUCCUAGAUAGGUCCUAAUGGUUGAUGGGUUAUACCCAGUGACCUGGUGACUUUUUUACUUCUUGUCAAAAGAUCAAAACAAGUUCAUUUUCUAUUUUCUUUAUUAUGGGGAUUUAAAUUUUAAAUUUUAUAUGGUGUCUUUAUGUCUGAAUAAGGAUUUAGUGUGUGACUUUUUUAUCUGACGUAUACUCAACAUAGAAGAAUCAAAGGAUUACCCAGAUGGUGAGGCACUCAUUUUUGGAUGUCCACAGAAUUAGAAGAAUUAUUAUGCAUUUAGUGUUAUUAAUUCCUUCCUCGAGUCUCCUUCAAUAUCGUAAACAAAGAGGUUCUAAGGUGCCACCUAAUGAUGUUCUGCAAUCACCUCCAACCUCAAAUAAUCCUAGCAGUGAUCAUAUUGAACAGGCCACCCACCCAAAAACAAGCUCUACCAAUGAAGACAGAAAUUCGUGUCAGAUCACAUUUGGUAGUUAUUGCCUAUGGCAACAAGAACAUAGACAAGAAAUGAAAGAGACACUGAUUAAGAAAUUGAAAGACCAACUAUUUGUGACUAGAGCUUAUUAUCCUAGCAUUGCAAAACUCCCAGCAAAAGAUAAAUUGUCUCGCCAACUGAAACAGAAUAUACAAGAGAUGGAGCACAUGCUUAGUGAAUCUACCUCAGAUGCUGAUCUUCCACCAGUGGCUGAGAGUUAUUCAAAGAAGAUGGAAAAUACAAUAAGCAGAAUAAAAUCAGUCCCUGUGGAAUGCACCAAUGUGGACAAGAAAUUGAGACAAAUAUUUGAUUUGACCGAGGAUGAAGCCAAGUUCCACAUGAAACAGAGUGCAUUCUUGUAUAAACUUAAUGUGCUGACAAUGCCGAAGAGUCUUCACUGCCUGUCACUGAAACUAACUGUAGAAUAUUUCAAAUCCCCACAAUACGACGAAAAAGCUAACGAAGAGAAGUUUACUGAUUCUUCCUUGCAGCAUUAUGUUAUUUUCUCUAAUAAUGUGCUUGCAGCUUCAGUAGUAAUCAACUCCACUGUAUUUCAUGCAAAAGAAAGUUUGAAUCAGGUUUUUCAUGUGUUGACUGAUAGAGAAAACUAUUAUGCAAUGAAGCUCUGGUUCUUGAGGAACCAGUUUAAAAAAGCUGCUGUUCAAGUGGUGAAUGUUGAGCAGGACAGCCAAAUGGAAAAUCCAUUGCCUCUAUCCUUGCCUGAGGAGUUCUGGGUUUCAUUUCGUGGUUAUGAUAAUCCAUCCACGAACCAGAUUAGAACGGAAUACCUUUCAAUUUUUUCUAAUUCCCACUACUUACUUCCUGAUUUAUUCAGCAAUUUGAAGAAAGUUGUGGUUCUGGAUGAUGAUGUUGUUAUACAGCAAGACUUAUCUGCUUUGUGGAACAUAGACUUGGGAGAUAAAGUUAAUGGUGCAGAGCAGUUCUGCUCAGUAAAGCUGGGUCAACUGAGAAGUUAUCUGGGCGAGAAAGGUUUCAGCCACAAUUCCUGUGCAUGGAUGUCGGGGUUGAACAUAAUUGACCUGGGGAGGUGGAGAGAACUUGGUCUGACUCAAACUUACAAAAAGUUGAUAAAAGAGUUGACCGUGAAAGAAGGAUCUGCUGAAGGUAUUGCAUGGCGGGCAAGCUUGCUCGCCUUUGAGAAUAGAAUACAUCCACUGGAUAAGUGGGUUGUGUCUGGACUAGGUCAUAAUUAUACCAUUGAGUCUCAGUCCAUUAAGACAGCUCCGGUGCUACACUAUAAUGGGAACAUGAAACCUUGGCUUGAUCUGGGAAUUCCACAGUAUAAGAGCUAUUGGAAGAAGUUUCUGAACAAAGAGGAUCAGCUUUUAAGUGAAUGCAAUGUAAAUUCAUAAUAAGUUAUGGUUCCUAUGUAAGCUUGCAUGUUUUGGAAGUUGUAGGGUUGAGCUCUUAAGAAACAAGAGGAUGCCUGUGCUUUGGGUGCUCAAUUUUGUGAUCUAGUUUUCAAAGGGGUUUUGUGGAAAAGGUGGUGAUGAGAUUGACACACCAAUUAUAAAAUUAAUCAGUCAAUAAGGAACCUGGAAACUUCCCUGCAUUUCUGGCAAAAGGAUCAAGAAAUCUGAGUAGCCUCACUGUUUUCGAGAUAGCUAAUUGGUGUUGAGGUUUUCCCCCACUGUGCUGGUGGGCACUAUGAAGAUUUAUACAUGAGCAAGGCUGGUCCAUGAAAAAUAACUCAAUAUAAAGACAGUAAUUGUUUGUUUCAAGAUUUUAUUAUUCUACAUGAUGUAAAUUAUUCGUAGCUGUGAAACAGGUAGAGCUAUUUGUUCUAGUUCUUUGCUUCAUAAUUUGCCCCAUGUUUUUUCUAUUCGAUGACAAGAAUGUUGUCCAACAGCUCUAUAAAAGAAAAAGUAACAAUUUUGUCCUCUA
Messenger RNA from Vigna umbellata (rice bean), 2940 nucleotides. Lineage: Eukaryota; Viridiplantae; Streptophyta; Magnoliopsida; Fabales; Fabaceae. The record is from RefSeq and is a predicted model, not a curated record.